AAAUAAAAGAAAGCAAACCUUCCUGGUGACACUCAGUAAAGUCUGCGUGCAGCACAGGCAGCUUGCCUUAGGCAAGGACCAGAGACCCCCGCUGCUGAGUGGAGAGGCUAAGCUGAAGAACCCGGGAGGUGCCCAGCAAAGCCAUGAUAUUGCUGAGGAAAUGUCAGAGUCCUCAGAGGGGCUUGUGGAACAUCUUCAAGCUAUGGGUCUGGACGGUGCUCUAUUGCGAUUUCAUGGGGCGUCAUGGAACCGACUGCUGGACUUAUCAUUAUUCUGAAAUGCCCAUGAACUGGGCAAAGGCUAGAAGGUUCUGCCAAGAAAAUUACACGGAUUUAAUUGCCAUACAAAACAAGCGGGAAAUUGAGUACCUGGAGAAUAUGCUUCCCUUCAAAAGUACUUACUACUGGAUAGGAAUCCGGAAGAUAGGUGGGGUAUGGACUUGGGUGGGAACCAACAAGUCUCUCACUGAAGAAGCGGAGAACUGGGGAGACGGGGAGCCAAACAACAAGAAGUCCAAGGAGGACUGUGUGGAGAUCUAUAUCAAGAGGCCCAAAGACGCAGGAAAGUGGAAUGAUGAUGCCUGCUACAAGCAAAAGACAGCCCUCUGUUACACAGCUUCUUGCCUGCCCUGGUCAUGCAGUGGCCACGGGGAAUGUGUGGAAAACAUCAAUAAUUACACCUGCAACUGCAAUAUGGGGUACUAUGGGCCCCAGUGUCAGUUUGUGGUUCAGUGUAAGCCUUUGAAGGCCCCAGAGCUUGGUACCAUGGCCUGUACUCACCCUUUGGGAGGCUUCAGCUUCAGUUCACAGUGUGCCUUCAAUUGCUCUGAGGGAACAGACUUAAUUGGGAUUGAAGAAACCACUUGUGGAGCAUUUGGAAACUGGUCAUCUCUGGAACCAUCCUGUCAAGUGAUUCAGUGUGAGCCGCUAGCAGAACCUGAUUGGGGGACCAUGGACUGUAGUCAUGCCUUGGCUAACUUCAGCUUUAACUCCACAUGCACCUUCAGCUGCUCAGAGGGAACUAAGUUAAUUGGGGAGAAAGAAACUGUUUGUGGAUCAUCUGGAAUCUGGUCCAGCCCUAGUCCAAUAUGUCAAAAAUCAGACAGGAGUUUCUCAGUGAUCAAGGAGGGCAACUAUAACCCCUUCUUCAUUCCAGUGGCAGUCAUGGUUACUGCAUUCUCUGGGUUGGCAUUUAUUAUUUGGCUGGCAAGGCGACUGAAAAAAGACAAGAAGUCUCGGCAAAGCAUGAAUGAUCCAUAUUAAAUGACCAUCUGUGAAAGAAAAUUCUUGGGAUACUAAAGAGCCAUUGGAUCCUUCAAAUCCCUCCAUGAAAAGUUUCACAUGACGGUGUCUCCUACAUUGAAGAUGAAGUGUAUUUCCUUCAGUACAUCUAGAAAGAUUUCUACUUGACCAGCAGCUCUUUCUACUCCCAUUUUGCCCCUCAUCACCCCUCCCUCCAGCUCACAGGUGUGGUUUAUAUAGCUUAGUCUUUUAUUUUCUUUCACGUGGAGAAACAAAUAAAGCCACAGGGGAAAAAUAUUACUGUGAAAUAUAAAGAUGUCCAGUUGUGCUCUC
Messenger RNA from Trichechus manatus latirostris (Florida manatee), 1574 nucleotides. It is a transcript of the gene SELL, whose product is annotated as selectin L. NCBI's taxonomy places the organism in Eukaryota, Metazoa, Chordata, Mammalia, Sirenia, Trichechidae. The transcript is spliced from 9 exons. Gene Ontology annotation, cellular component: membrane. Gene Ontology annotation, biological process: leukocyte migration; cell adhesion. The record is from RefSeq and is a predicted model, not a curated record. Bases 144 to 1262 code for a protein of 372 amino acids.